AUGGAAGCUUCUGUACCGUACAUCUACUAUACCCUUCUGAUCUAUCAUAUGAUGCAUAAGAAGGGCAGCCUUACAUUGAUCUGGCAUGAUGCUGAAUUAUUCUUUCAACAAUACGAGUGUGAAGCGAUCUUUGACCAAAAUGCCGCACCGACUACUUGGGAUGAAAUAUUGCGAUGCUUCCGGCGCAUUCCACAUGCCAGCAAGAACCAAAAUUUCCUUCAGCCAAGCCGGCUCAUGGAGUUCGUCUACAUGGACAGCAAGAUGCAAUCUACGGCAAGUGCAGCACAGCUUUGGGCGUAUAUCGAAAACCAUACGCAAACCGGAGAGAAGUCUCAGAUGGCAGAAAAACUUUCCGUCCGGAAGGCAAUGACUACCAGUGAGCAGUUCAAGUGGCAUUUCAAUUACCUGAGUUUCCAAAUCGACUUCUGCGACCCAAUCACUGAACUCACAGCCACUUCGCUCUUCGAAUACUUCGUUGAUACAGACAACUGA
Molecule: messenger RNA, 492 nt
Organism: Macroventuria anomochaeta
Lineage: Eukaryota; Fungi; Ascomycota; Dothideomycetes; Pleosporales; Didymellaceae
Exons: 1
Coding region: 1-492 (163 amino acids)
Source: RefSeq, a predicted model, not a curated record